CAGGAGAGUCGGGGCCAGAAGGAGGGGAGCCUGCUCUCUGGUGUGCACUCGUUUCACUGUUUACUGGCGCCGUGACGAUAAGCAGGCAGCGGACGAGGAUGCUCUGUUGUCUGGUGCGCACUCUCCCUGUCUCCAGAUCUCCACGAUCACCAUGGAAGAGCUUAAUUAAUGCACAGGCUUCAUGUGUGCCUCCCGCUGCCGGAGCUGAUGAUUUUUAAACCGCCUUUUCAGUCCGGACCUGCGUUUUUCGCCCUCCGAAGCACCGGACCCGUGUCACCGAGCGGAGAGGACCGCGGCUGAAUUGUAAAGUCUUCAGAAAAGAGGCAAAUUAUGCCAGCAGCACCAGAGUCGCUCCCACUGGUGACGUGCCAGCUCAUUGGUCAGACUACUCUGCCCUUCUCUAGCCUCCCUGUCUACCCUGGCAGAUCCAUGCUGCUGGAUGCUCCUCACAGAGCCACGCCAGCACCAUGAGCGCCAACGGGCCCGCCCCAGACCCAGCCCCCACUGCCCCAGAGGCCCCUCCCGCCUCAACACCUGCCCCUGCUGCAGCCCCAGCCCCAGCCCCUGCGGCACCACCCGCUACUUCUGCCCUGCCUGCCCCAGCGUCCACUACCAUCCCGGCAGGUGCGUUGGCACAGAAGAAGCGGCAGCAGUAUGCCAAAAGCAAGAAACAGGGCAGUAACGCCAACAGCAGGCCACCAAGGGCUCUGUUCUGCCUCAACCUCAACAACCCCAUACGCAGGGCCUGCAUCAGCCUGGUGGAGUGGAAGCCAUUUGAUAUCUUUAUAUUAAUUGCUAUUUUUGCCAACUGUAUGGCCUUAGCUGUCUAUGUCCCCUUCCCUGAAGAUGAUUCCAACUCCACAAACCACGACCUGGAAACAGUUGAGUAUGCCUUCCUCAUCAUUUUCACAAUUGAGACCUUUCUGAAGAUUAUCGCUUAUGGUCUGGUGAUGCACCAGAAUGCGUAUGUGCGAAACGGUUGGAACAUGCUGGAUUUCGUCAUUGUCGUCAUAGGACUCUUCAGUGUUGUCUUGGAGCUUUUGACCAAAGAGGAGAAGUCGGAAGGCGAAGGAGAUACUAACCAUCCGUCAAUGCACGGACAUGGGGGAAAACCAGGUGGAUUUGACGUUAAAGCCCUUCGAGCCUUCCGUGUAUUGCGACCCCUGCGGCUGGUCUCAGGAGUACCCAGUUUACAGGUGGUGUUGAACUCCAUCAUUAAAGCCAUGGUCCCUCUCCUUCACAUUGCCCUCCUGGUUUUGUUUGUCAUUAUCAUCUAUGCUAUUAUUGGCCUGGAGCUUUUCAUCGGUAAAAUGCACGCAACCUGCUUUAUUCCUGGUACAGAUGUGAUAGCAGAAGAGGAAUCAGCUCCAUGUGCAAUCUCAGGGCAUGGGCGCCAAUGCCCCGUCAAUGUCAGCGAGUGCAGGGAAGGCUGGCAAGGUCCCAACGGUGGCAUCACCAACUUUGACAACUUCCUGUUUGCCAUGCUAACUGUGUUUCAGUGUAUCACCAUGGAGGGCUGGACGGACGUGCUGUAUUGGAUGAACGAUGCUAUGGGCUUAGAGCUUCCAUGGGUGUACUUUGUCAGUCUUGUGAUCUUCGGCUCCUUUUUCGUGCUUAACCUGGUUUUGGGUGUGUUGAGCGGAGAGUUCUCCAAGGAGAGAGAAAAGGCCAAAGCCCGUGGAGACUUCCAGAAGCUGCGUGAGAAGCAGCAGCUAGAGGAAGAUCUCAAGGGUUACUUGGACUGGAUCACUCAGGCUGAAGACAUCGACCCCGACAACGAGGAUGAGGCCGAUGAGGAGAGCAAACGCAACCGGGUGACUCUGGCUGACCUUAUUGAGAAGAAGAAAGGAAGGUUUGGGUGGUUCAGCCAGUCGUCCGACACUCAUGCGAGCGUUCCAGCCAGCGAAACAGAAUCUGUGAACACCGAGAAUCAAAACGGGGAGGAUGAAAAGACGCCAUGCUGCGGACCUCUGUGUCAAAAAAUUUCAAAGUCAAAGUUCAGUCGGCGCUGGCGCCGCUGGAACAGGUUCUGCCGCAGGAAGUGCAGGUUGGCUGUCAAAUCGGUGCCUUUCUAUUGGCUGGUCAUCAUCCUGGUGUUCCUCAACACUCUCACCAUAUCAUCAGAGCAUUACAACCAGCCUAUGUGGCUGACACAAGUGCAGGAUGUGGCCAACAAGGUGCUGCUAGCCCUGUUCACAUGUGAAAUGUUGGUGAAGAUGUACAGUCUCGGGCUACAGGCCUAUUUUGUUUCACUGUUCAACCGCUUUGACUGCUUUGUGGUGUGCGGAGGAAUCACUGAAACCAUUCUGGUCGAGCUGGAAAUCAUGUCUCCCCUCGGUAUCUCUGUGUUCCGCUGUGUCCGCCUGCUGAGGAUCUUCAAGGUCACACGUCACUGGCAGUCUCUAAGUAAUCUGGUGGCAUCUCUGCUCAACUCCAUGAAGUCCAUUGCUUCCCUGCUGCUGCUGCUCUUCCUCUUCAUCAUUAUCUUCUCCCUGCUGGGCAUGCAAGUGUUUGGUGGAAAGUUCAACUUUGACGAGACCCAGACCAAGAGGAGUACCUUUGACAACUUUCCCCAAGCCCUUCUCACAGUGUUUCAGAUCCUGACCGGAGAAGACUGGAACGCUGUUAUGUAUGACGGGAUCAUGGCGUAUGGAGGCCCUUCCUCUUCUGGGAUGAUCGUGUGCUUUUACUUCAUCAUCCUUUUCAUCUGCGGAAACUAUAUACUCCUAAAUGUCUUCUUGGCUAUCGCUGUGGACAACUUGGCCGAUGCAGAGUCUCUCAACACGGAUGAAGGAGACAAGAAAGGGGACAAAAAGGAGGAUGAUAAAGAUGACAAGGAUGAAGAGGAGGACAAUGAUGACACUGCAGCAGAGGAGGAGGAUCCAGAAGUUCCGUCGGGGCCUCGGCCGGUCAUCUCUGAGCUAGUAAAGAAGGAGAAGAUCACUCCUAUCCCAGAAGGAAGCGCCUUCUUCAUCUUCAGCAGCACAAACCCGUUUCGCGUGUUUUGCCACAGACUCAUCAAUCAUCACAUAUUCACCAACCUCAUCCUGGUGUUCAUCAUGCUCAGCUCUGUCUCACUCGCUGCUGAGGAUCCUAUCCGAAACUUUUCAGCUCGCAAUAUUAUACUUGGUUACUUUGACUAUGCUUUCACGGCUAUCUUUACUGUUGAGAUCGUUUUGAAGAUGACGACAUACGGAGCCUUUCUCCAUAAAGGAGCAUUUUGCAGGAAUUACUUCAACCUCCUGGACCUGUUGGUUGUCGGAGUUUCCCUUGUAUCCUUUGGCAUCCAGUCCUCGGCCAUCUCAGUGGUGAAGAUUCUUAGGGUGCUUCGUGUUCUUCGACCCCUGAGGGCCAUCAACCGAGCGAAAGGCCUAAAGCACGUGGUGCAGUGUGUGUUUGUGGCCAUCAGAACCAUCGGUAACAUCAUGAUUGUCACCACUCUGCUCCAGUUCAUGUUUGCCUGCAUAGGGGUGCAGCUAUUUAAGGGAAAAUUCUAUCGCUGCACGGAUGAAGCCAAGUCCAGCCCAGAAGAGUGCAAGGGCACCUACAUCCUGUAUAAGGAUGGAGAUGUGAACCAGCCAACCAUCCACAAACGACUGUGGCACAACAGCGACUUCAACUUUGACAACGUCCUCAUGGCUAUGAUGGCUCUGUUCACUGUGUCCACUUUUGAAGGCUGGCCUGCGUUACUUUACAAGGCAAUCGACUCCAACAGGGAGAACCUCGGCCCCAUUUACAACUACCGUGUGGAGAUUUCCAUUUUCUUCAUCAUCUACAUCAUCAUCAUUGCUUUCUUUAUGAUGAACAUCUUUGUAGGUUUUGUGAUCGUCACAUUUCAGGAACAAGGAGAGAAAGAGUACAAAAACUGUGAACUGGACAAGAACCAGCGUCAGUGUGUGGAGUACGCUCUCAAGGCUCGUCCACUGAGGAGGUACAUCCCUAAGAACCCGUACCAGUACAAGUUCUGGUAUGUGGUGAACUCAACUGGGUUUGAGUACAUCAUGUUUGUGCUCAUCAUGCUCAACACACUCUGUCUGGCUGUACAGCACUAUGGCCAGUCGGCACUCUUUAACUAUGUAAUGGACAUUCUUAAUAUGGUCUUCACCGCUGUCUUCACUGUGGAAAUGUUUCUCAAACUCAUCGCUUUCAAACCUAGGAACACAGAGGACAGCGCUCGCAUCUCCAUCACCUUCUUUCGUCUCUUUCGAGUCAUGCGGUUGGUCAAGCUCCUCAGCAGAGGGGAGGGCAUUCGCACCCUUCUUUGGACUUUCAUCAAGUCCUUCCAGGCUCUGCCAUAUGUUGCUCUUCUUAUAGCCAUGUUGUUCUUCAUCUACGCUGUCAUUGGCAUGCAGGUGUUUGGAAAGGUUGCCAUGGUGGACGGCACACACAUCAACAGAAACAACAACUUCCAGACCUUCCCUCAGGCUGUGCUCCUUCUCUUCAGAUGUGCCACUGGAGAGGCAUGGCAGGAGAUCAUGUUGGCCUGUAUGCCAGGGAAACUGUGUGACCCAGAGUCCGACUACAACCCUGGAGAGGAGAUGACGUGUGGCAGUGGAUUUGCAAUAGUUUACUUCAUCACCUUCUACAUGCUCUGCGCCUUUUUGAUUAUCAAUUUGUUUGUUGCCGUCAUCAUGGACAACUUUGACUAUCUAACACGUGAUUGGUCCAUUCUUGGACCACACCACCUUGAUGAAUUCAAGAGAAUUUGGUCUGAGUACGACCCAGAGGCAAAGGGCAGAAUUAAACACCUGGAUGUUGUGACACUCCUUCGUCGUAUCCAGCCUCCUCUCGGCUUUGGCAAAUUGUGCCCUCACAGAGUUGCUUGCAAGAGGCUGGUAGCAAUGAACAUGCCUCUGAACAGCGACGGCACAGUCAUGUUUAACGCCACUUUGUUUGCACUGGUGCGCACCGCUCUGAAGAUCAAAACAGAAGGUAAUCUGGAGCAGGCCAAUGAAGAACUGCGAGCUGUCAUCAAGAAAAUCUGGAAGAGAACCAGCAUGAAGCUGCUGGAUCAAGUGGUACCCCCUGCUGGUGAUGAUGAGGUAACCGUGGGGAAGUUCUAUGCCACUUUCCUGAUACAGGACUACUUUAGGAAAUUCAAGAAACGUAAAGAGGAAGGCCUGGUGGGUGCUCACCCCUCCCAGAACAACACAGCUAUUGCUUUACAGGCUGGCCUUCGCACCCUGCAUGAUAUUGGGCCCGAAAUUCGCCGAGCGAUAUCAUGUGAUCUGCAAGAUGACGAGCUAGUAGACUUUAUUCCAGAGGAAGACGAGGAAAUUUAUAGGCGUAACGGUGGGCUCUUCGGUAACCAUCUCAUGAACGGCGGUCAUCGGCGAUCCAACGGCCAUCAGACCAACGCCACACAGCGACCACUACAGGUGCAACCUCCACCUCACUACGCCCACAUGGAGCAGCCGGUGGGACGCCUAUCUCGAGCAAACGCAAUGUCGCACCCCAACCACCACCAUCACCACCACCACCAUCACAACCGACACCACAACUCCUACGGCAAGUCUCCCAAAUCCACCAACAUCAACCUCAACAAUGCCAACAUGUCCAGUCUGCCCAAUGGAGGACACCAUCGUUACUAUGAGCAUGCACCUCCCAAUGGCUACCCAGGUCUUCGCAGCUCCUACUAUGACUACGACAAGCCUCGGACACCCCAGGGUCAAAGAAGGCGCUACUAUGAGACCUAUGUUAGGUCCCACGGAGUUGAUGGACGCCACCCCACCAUCCGCAGGGAGGAGGAGUUUGAUGAAGACCGCCUCUCUGGGGAGUAUUACAGUGGAGAAGAGUUUUAUGAAGAUGACAGUAUGCUUUCAGGGGACAGGUACCAGAACAGUGACACAGAAUAUGAGACUCCCAAAGGUUACCAUCACCCUGACAGUUACUAUGAUGAUGACGAGCAGCCUCUCUACCGCGACUCACGGAGGUCACCAAAGAGACGGCUGCUUCCUGCCACGCCUCAAGGUAACAGGAGGUCAUCCUUCAACUUUGAGUGUCUACGCAGACAAAGUAGCCAGGACGAGCUUCCACAUCAGCGUACUGCUCUACCACUGCACCUUAUGCAGCACCAGGUUAUGGCUGUAGCAGGUCUGGACUCCAGCAGAGCCCACCGCCUCUCCCCGACUCGCUCCACCCGCUCCUGGGCCACUCCCCCUGCUACCCCGGCCAGUAAAGACCAGUCACCAUACUACACCCCUCUCAUCCGUGUGGACCACCCACACAGGGAGAGUGCUGCUAGCAGCCAAGUGUCAGUGCGGAAGAGCUCCUGGUACACAGACGACCCAGACUUCUCCCAUAGGAUGUACUCGCCUGUCCACCUGCAGGUGCCACCUGAGUACCAUAACAAGUACCACCAGAAGAGAGGCAGCGCCACCAGCCUUGUGGAAGCGGUUUUGAUAUCAGAAGGGCUUGGGAGAUUUGCCAAGGACCCCAAGUUCGUCGCUGCCACAAAGCACGAGAUAGCAGAUGCAUGUGAGAUGACAAUAGAUGAGAUGGAGAGUGCAGCUAGUCAUCUGCUCAAUGGAGGGAUGGCGCCGAGCGUCAAUGGGGUCAAUGUGUUCCCCAUUCUGACUCCAAGGGACUAUGAACUGCAGGACAAUGCAGCCAGCUACAGUGACGAGGAGCCAGAGACAGAACCGAGAGCUCCUUAUGAGGAGGAUCUGGCAGAUGAGAUGAUCUGCAUCACAACUUUAUAGCAGUGGCUGGAGAAAAUCUGCAAUUUAGAACCAUGUCAGACUAAAUUGGUGAAAAUUUAAAAAAAAGAAAUGCAUCUGUUGGCUUUGACCAAAAGAAGUGCCUUUUACAUUGAAGAGAAAAGGCAUAUAGAAGAGAGACACAUUAGUCCCGUUCAUUUUAUUGUUCUCCACCUGCCAGCAAAGGAAGUCACAGCAUAGUGCCAGAUACCAUCCCUGCUGAGCACAGAGGGACUAACUGCAACCUCCUGUCAAAGGCUUUGUCCUGGAGGUGACAUACAGGUUCAACCUGCAGCCAGUCAGAGAGGAGGACAUUGAUACCUGUGAAAGAUGGACCAGUUGGCAAAGGUGUGAGACACUCUCUAGGGCAGGUCUCUAAGGUUGAUGACAAUCAGAUGUACGAUGUCAUUACCUCGGUCACUUUAUUAAGGUUUGGCAUAUCAUGCAAGUUUUCAAUGCAAGCAUAGAAAGGCAUAUCUCCUCCCGUAGUCGUUACUUUAACUUGAUCCCUUUGUUGUUAGAACAGACCAUUUCAUGAUCGUUACAGCUGAGUCAGAAAGUGAAGAGCACCAGUAGAGUUACCAGAUUAUGCAGGAACUAUUGUCCUACUCAUAGCAUCAUUCAACUUGAGAUAUGUACUUUUGAAGCGACAAACGCAUUUUGUUAUAAAUGCACUAGCAGGCAGGUUAUUUUAAAAUUUUAGAAUAUCCUGAUUAAUAUUUCAUAGUUGAUAUGCUGUAAAAUGUAUUAUAUAACAAAAGAAACUUUGUAAAGAGAUACUCUAUAUUUUGUAAUUAUGUAUCAUUUAAAAGAUCAGCAAUACGGACCCUUGUGACUCCUGUUAUGAUAUCAAAAGCAGACUUGCAUUAUUUUAUUAGGUAAAAUAUUCUGAUAUUUAUUUGCCUUUUAUUUUUUUUGCUAAUAGGCACCCUUUAUUUUGCCUACGAAAACAGCAUUUUUAAGAGGUUCUGCUUGUGUAACAACACUACUGCACAAGAUAUGCAAAUGGCUUUGAUUUCCUAGCGUAGGAGUACGUGUGUUACUUCAUCAAACCAACAACGGUUGCAUAAGGUUAAGCCCCCUUUAAAGGAGCAUUUUUAGAAGAUAAGCCUCCAGGAUCCAGUGCUGAAAAUUUAUACAGAUGUGAUGAACACAUUUGUUUGCAUAUUUUGUGCAGGGCAUGCACAAGAAUUUAAGAUGCAUAGUGCAUUAACAAUGCUGCUUUUUUAGUUGGUUUAAGAGUCAAACCUAGGUUUCGUCAGCCCCUACUGAAAUGCCUUUUUUGCUGCUGAAAGAAAGAAAAACGAUAUAUGGUAACAAUAACAGGGAUAAAUUAAUAUUUCUCAUAGCUUGUGCUGGGAUUUUCCAUGACAUGCUCUUUGUUGAUCAUGGUGUAAUUCCAUUAAACCUUUGUACUGAAUCUUGGCAAUCACAUCUUAGCCUUCAUGCAGUGUGUGAGUCCUCGGAGCCUGUGGUGGCAGGAGACACAUGCACACAUCCAAAGGUCAGAAACAGUCCAGCGUGUGUUGUAGAAGGACAGAGGGUGUCCUGGUGUCAGGAUGCUGGAGAGAGGCUAAGCAAUACUAACCCCCCGCCCCUUUCUCUCUCAGCCUGCCCGGUUCCUGCAUACAGUAUACCUCGUUAGGCAACAGUGACAACAUAUCAUUGUCUCAACUUACCUGUCUGUCACAGUGUCACAGAGUCUUUGAAAGAGAUUAGGUAGGAUUGAACCUACCUAAUAGGAGGGAAACCUUACCCUGGAUGCAUUGAAGGAGCAACAGAAACCCACAAGUUGGAAUAUAAGACAACAAAAUAUCUUUUUCUUUUUUAUCAGUUAUCAUUUAUUGAUCUAUUACAAUAGGGAUACUGGACUAAAUAAACCCAAGUGGGCUCUUUCAGGCAUUACCAUGGAGAGUUUGAAUUAGCACCAAGGAUAUUUAGGGGUUAAUGUGAUCUGUUGUUCAUGAGUGUUUGAUUUGUAGGCGAGUGCGUACUGUACUCUAAUUCAACCGAAUACUGUCAUGAAAAUGUAGGUUUUCCAUUUUGUGUGCACAUUGAAAGGGCUCUUUGAAUUGUUUGUGAGUAAAAAAAAUGUGUUCUAGUCCUUUUGUUGAUGACACGUCAUAUAAAAGGACCAAUGCACAUAACAGGCACAUUGUACUAUUCGUAGCAAUUACAGUACUGAUGAACUGAAGAUAUGCAUUAUUUUGUAAACACUUUUCAAAGUUGUGUUAAACUAAAGAUGAAAAGAACUUACUUUUACCUCAUGUCAGGGAUUCCUGAAAAAAGAAAAUAAUGAUUUGGUUCAGUCUAUACCAAUGGUAUUUAAAUAUUAGCACAUAGCUGUUUGUCUUUGCACAAGUAACUGUAUAGUGCUUUUGUUUCUCCUUUUUCUAAACAAAUUUGUGUAUUAAGGUGAGACAAUUUUGUACUUUUUGUGACUGUGUGUAUGGUUUAGUGGAAUCUAUAUUUGUCAUUUACACCUCACCUUACAAUGCUGGGAAUGAAAGCGUAUUAAAAAAUAUUUUCAAGGUGCACUGUUUCUCUGUUCUCUGUAGGGAAAAAAUUAAAUGGUGAAGUACCACUUUACAGAGAAACACAUUCAUUUGAACGUUUCUAUUAGUUUUCUUCAUAUUGUUAUGAUUAUAAUUCCUAUUACAACUAUUAAUGUUCUGAAAGCUGUAUUAAAAUAGAAGAUAAUGUAAAAUAUGUACAAAAGUAUGGAAAGACCCAUGGUAAUGUUCUCUACUUGAAAGUCUUGAUAUUUGCUCCUUAAUGUUUUUAUUCGGUAAACAUCAUUUCUCUUAGUAGCAAAUGCUUUACUAUAACCUUCUAGGUUUUGUAUCAAUACAUUUUUUUGUAUUUUUCAUUUUAUUUUGGCCUUGACUUUAUUUGAAUCGAUACUGAUAUUUUAUUUUCUAUUGAUCAUCAUGGAAUAAACUUAU
Messenger RNA from Micropterus salmoides (largemouth bass), 9643 nucleotides. RefSeq names its product calcium channel, voltage-dependent, L type, alpha 1D subunit, a (gene cacna1da). The record is from RefSeq and is a predicted model, not a curated record. Bases 468 to 6701 code for a protein of 2077 amino acids. Gene Ontology annotation, biological process: calcium ion import across plasma membrane. Gene Ontology annotation, cellular component: membrane; voltage-gated calcium channel complex. NCBI's taxonomy places the organism in Eukaryota, Metazoa, Chordata, Actinopteri, Centrarchiformes, Centrarchidae. The transcript is spliced from 46 exons. Gene Ontology annotation, molecular function: high voltage-gated calcium channel activity.